AUGCACAAGUCAAAGGUCGGGGACCAACGGUACACCUCGGGCAAAGUGCGAACUACUUUGGGCAUGCCCACCACUCUAAGGUCGAAAAAGAGCAAAAGUCCACGGCCGAGCAUGAGUAUCGAUGUGCAACAGUCACCCUCCGCAGAAACAAACCUUGCUCCGACACAAGCAGCGGAACUCGCCAACGCCUCACAAACCCUCGCCUCACUGACCGAGAAGCUAAUGGAGAGUGGAGCUGCUGUUGCUGCGGCUGCUGGAGCAAGGAUUGCGACGACGACAGUGACCGAUACUGCAACCACCUCACUCAACGACUGCUUCACCGCGAUCGCGUCAAAGCUGAACCAAUCAGCAGAGAUGCCCAAUGGUGGGUCGGCGAGCCCGGAGACGAAAAUAUCUAGUGCGGAUCUCUGCAAAUUGCUGGGCAGCCUUGCAGUUGCUGGCCCGAUGCCCGCGGUUGCCACGGCGAACGUACAUUUGCGUUCCCUGUUGGGGAGUAGCGGGGGCACCACAGCCACCACUACCACCACAACUGCUGGUGUGCCCGUGGUGAAACCGGAGGUGUCCACUCCUAGUGUGAGCAACGGGCAGUUGCUCCAGCUGCUGCGUACCUCGCUGGCGACGACGCCUACAGACUCCUCCCUCCCCGUGAACGGGGCCUGUCAGUUGUUGAGCAUCCCAUUCUCACCUCCUACUCUCCCCAUUGCCGCUGCUGCGCAAGCCAUUCCUCAGAAUGACAUCUAUCUCCUCCUCCAAUCGGCCAUUCUUCGUCAAAUGCAACAACAGACUGCAAUCCUCGGAGGAGCGAUAGAGCCACAGACUUCUGGUGCAAGCUUCUCUGCCACCCACAACGUUGGAGCCGCCUUCCCCCCCACCGGAGUGUACGGACUGCCCACUGCAGCACACCCAUCUCAGACGGUCUCCACUACGGGAGAGGUCGGUGGUGGUGGCGGUAGCGAUGGUGGCUCGCUCGAUUCGCUGAUGUUGACCAAUCGUCUCCAACAGACUAUCGCUGCCCUUACCGCCACCUCUGCUGGUGGGUCGAGCGCUCCCCCCAUAGCCCUCCUCAGCCUCGAGCCGAAUCCCUCCGCACCAUCAAUGGUUACCAUCACCUCGUCCCCCGCUCCGCCGCCGCUCCCGCCCAAUCCUCCCUCAGCUGAGCACCUCAUGGCCGCACUGGGUAUUCUGGGUCUUGGCGGUGGUGGCGGCGACGGCAGCAGUGGUGCAAUUAGCUCCCCUGCGCCCGGCUGCGUGAACAGCGCCGUAACCGUCACCACAACCACAGCGACCACUCCCGCUAACAUUGUUAAUGCCAGUGAGCUGCUGAACCAGCUGUACAGUGUGAAGCAGGAAGAAACCAAAAGCUCCGAGGAGUCGCAAGAGGGUUCUGCUGCCGCCUCAAAGGCCUCGACGACUCUGGCACAGGCGACGGUACUCGGACCGCUGCCGCCACAGCCCUCUACAGUCAAUAGUUCUACCAUUGCAACGUCGACAACUUUCUCGAUUCGUGGAGCAAGAAAUAGUGACGGCACUGUUGAACCCUGUCUCGUCUGUGGUGAUGUCGCCUCAGGUCGUCACUACGGUGUCAUCUCGUGCGAGGGCUGCAAGGGCUUCUUCAAGCGCUCCAUCCGGGGCCACGUGAACUACGUAUGCCGGAGCAACAAGCAUUGCAUAGUCAACAAGGCCUUCCGGAAUCGGUGUCAGUACUGUCGUAUGCAGAAGUGUCUGCUGGUGGGCAUGCGGUCGGAGGCGGUACAAAACGAGCGACGUCUGGGCACCACGAUGGCUCCUACCACCACCGUCUCGUCGUCGUCGCCCUCUAUGGGCGCAGGCCAAUUCCCACGACUCAGUCUCGACUCCGACCAGCCCCCGCUGCUCAUCGCCUCGCACAAUGAUGAUAGUGGUAUCAGUGGUGGCGGUGUUAACCUACACGGUAUCAGCGGAGAAAAGGCCACCCAUAACUGCUCCUCCGCUUCCUCCUCUCCCCUCCCACCCACAUCUUCGGUUUCUCCCGAGACUUCGCUUGCCGACGGUGAAGUUAGACCUAAUCCUCCGCAAAUUCCUUUGCUGCCCAAACCGGCCACAUCUAACGUGGAAACACCGCCACCGAACGUAACUUUGGCUGCUACGCAGCCAUCACAACAGCAGGUGAAUUUGAACGAGAUAGCGGCGAUACUUGCGGCACAUCAGAAAGUCUUGCCGGCGGCUGUUGCGCCCAUUUCAGUCUCGCGAAACGCUGCAGCAGCUCCAAACAACGUUACCUCCAUCUACAGCGCAAUCCUCGCCUCCACAGUGACGUCGCUCGCCUCUCGCCUCUCCGACGCCAACGUCAACUCGAACUCUAUCACCGGCUUGCAUUCGCAGAUUGUCAACCAUCCAUCGGCUCUCCAGAUACCACCGCCACCGCCACCUCCGCCGCUCCCACCACCCGUGAAUAGAUCCACCAACUUAUUGAACUUGUUGCGUACCAAGGUGGAUCACGAUCAGGCUGAGAUGCCGCUAAACGCUGUCCUCACUGCCGCUGCGGCUGUUGCCACUAAUCCUAUAACGGAGAACGGAGUUUGCAGUAAUACGAGCAAAGCUGCGAAUACUACGCCAUCAAGUGGUUUCGUCGAGGUGACGGUGGUACCGUCCCCAUCAGUAAACCAGAAUGGCAACCCUUUGGUGGGUCAGACGAUUGCGCAGACAACCCCAAGUCCGAGUCCGAGCAACGCCUCAUCGACUUCCUCUCGGCCUACCAGUCGGAGCUCGCGCAAGCGACGCAUCAAUAGCGGCACGAGCGGAGCCUCCAGUCGGAAGCGCACCAACACUACCACCACCGCGCCUGCCGCAGCACCGAACACACAGCCACAGUUGGAGUUACUGACCACGGAGAAUCCCCCUCUCCAUGAAAUGGCCUCCCGUGUCCUUCUUGUCACUGUCGAUUGGCUGAAGCGGUGCGGACCUCUCGACCAGCUCCCAUCCGAUCUCCAGAAUGAGUUGAUCGCCCUCUCCUGGGUGGAUCUAUUUAUGCUGGGUCUCUGUCAGAUGUUUGGCCGAAGAUUGGGCAACUUGAGAAUGGAGUUCUUCGGCUCGAACCAAGACGAUGGCUGUGGAGUUGACGCCCACCCAAUGAAGUCAGAUUUUAAUUCAAUCGUAUCCGGCUUCAGCAGAGCUGAAGUUACCCCCGAAGAAUACACCUACCUUCGUUACAUGGCCUUGUUUAAUUCUGGAGGAGUAAGAACGAAUGAUGCAACCGGCUUGAAUCGAGUUCGGGAAAUCGAACAGAAGGUUCAAGUAGAAUUCGCUGGCUUUCUUAGCGAAAGCGAAUCGCAGAAAGUCAAUGACGACGGAAACCAGCGACCGUUUGAAGUUCAGACCGCCUCUAGAGGCCUUCAACUGAUGGGCCUGGUUUGUGGUCUUCGUCGAGUCACCAGUGUCGAUAUCGGCCGAGUUUUCUUCCCAAGCAUUUGUGAAAAGACACCUAUCGACAAGGUGAUUGAAGAUCUUUUGCAAGUUGGGCGCAACAAAGCUGUCGCAAGCACCCUCGGUGUCGUUGCUAAGGUCAUCGAACAGCCUACCGAGAAUACCACCCCCCAGAUACCACUUAUAACCACCACCGCUAUGGCCACCAACAACUCCGAAGAACAUGGGAGCCUUUCAGAACAUUCAAAUUCUACCGGCCUCACAAGGCAGCAGGAAUAUGAAAAAUUGGUUCAGAAAGCAAAGAGGGAGAAUGAGGAGGUGACGGCGGAAGAGGAUGACGAAGAGGAUGAGGAGGUUCCGUUGACCAUCGAGGAGAAACCACAGUCUCCCUAUCAGUGCAAACCCUCACCGCCUGGCUGA
Molecule: messenger RNA, 3822 nt
Organism: Echinococcus granulosus
Lineage: Eukaryota; Metazoa; Platyhelminthes; Cestoda; Cyclophyllidea; Taeniidae
Product: Nuclear receptor subfamily 2 group C member
Exons: 9
Coding region: 1-3822 (1273 amino acids)
Biological process (GO): anatomical structure development; regulation of transcription by RNA polymerase II; cell differentiation
Molecular function (GO): nuclear receptor activity; zinc ion binding; RNA polymerase II cis-regulatory region sequence-specific DNA binding
Source: RefSeq, a predicted model, not a curated record